Molecule: messenger RNA, 1130 nt
Organism: Macroventuria anomochaeta
Lineage: Eukaryota; Fungi; Ascomycota; Dothideomycetes; Pleosporales; Didymellaceae
Product: FAD/NAD(P)-binding domain-containing protein
Exons: 1
Coding region: 93-1130 (345 amino acids)
Molecular function (GO): oxidoreductase activity
Source: RefSeq, a predicted model, not a curated record
CUACCAUAGGUACGUCCGCAAGAAAUUGAAUACCCAGUAACGUCUCAAACUCACCGCCAGGUCAAUAGAGACCAAGCACCUCAUCGACGGCCAUGACAGCACUCCGCCCUCACAUUUUCGACGCCUUGAUCAUUGGAGCGGGUCCUGCGGGGCUGAAUGCUGCACUUGUAUUUGCACGCACUCGAGGAACAGCACUGGUCUUCGACUCGCAAGAAUACCGUAACGAAGGCAUCAAGCACAUGCACACCGUCGCUUCCAGAGACCACCAGGACCCAUACAGCUUCCGUCGCACGGCACGGGAACAAAUCGAGUCUCGCUACGACACAGUCUGGUUCCAGCACGUCAACAUCACCCACGCGGCCAAGAAGCAAAUCGGAGAAGACAAUUACGAAGGCUUCGAGGUCCGAGACAGCGAUAACAAGACGCACUUCGGGAAAAAGCUAAUCCUCGCAACCGGCUCAAAAGACAUCAUGCCGGAAAUCCACGGCUACAAAGAGAACUGGCCAGAGCACAUCUACCAGUGCCUAGCAUGCGACGGCUUCGAGCAGCGCGGCACGCCCAUCGGCAUCCUCGAGUUCAAACACCCUUCGCAGUCCCAUCUCGUACAGGUGGCCAAGUCUUUCGACGACAGAAUUACCAUCUUCAGCAACGGCACUAUCCCAGAUGACCCACCAGUCCAACAAGGCCUCAAAGUAUCCAAAGCCUUCGGCGCCAAAGUCGACUCCCGCAUCAUCACGCGCCUCAUCAACAACGGACCCUCGCACGAAGACGGCGUGACCAUCGAGUUCGAGACCGGCGAGCCUGUGACGCUAGGCUUUAUCGUUCAUCGUCCGGACACUGUGAACCGGUCACAGCAUCUUAUUGAUCAGUUGGGUAUUGAGACGGUGGAUGCUGCGAUGGGCGGGCAUAUCAAGAUUACGAAUCCGAUGUUCAAUGAGACGAGCGUGAGGGGCGUGUUUGCGGCGGGUGAUACGAUGGUUAUAAUGAAACAGGUGGCGAUUGCGAUGGCGGAGGGACUGAAGGCGGGGGCGGGGGCGGGUAUGCAGAUUGCGCAGGAAAAGGCCGAGAGUGUUGUGAAGGCGUAUGAGGCGAAAGCGGAGGAAGUUCGCAAUGUACCUAUGGUAUCGUAG